Suncus etruscus (white-toothed pygmy shrew) is the source of this 3814-nucleotide messenger RNA. It is a transcript of the gene TYRO3, whose product is annotated as TYRO3 protein tyrosine kinase. Gene Ontology annotation, molecular function: protein binding; ATP binding; transmembrane receptor protein tyrosine kinase activity. The record is from RefSeq and is a predicted model, not a curated record. Gene Ontology annotation, cellular component: signaling receptor complex. NCBI's taxonomy places the organism in Eukaryota, Metazoa, Chordata, Mammalia, Eulipotyphla, Soricidae. The transcript is spliced from 19 exons. Gene Ontology annotation, biological process: platelet aggregation; positive regulation of kinase activity; cell migration. Bases 145 to 2790 code for a protein of 881 amino acids.
CGGGAGCGGGAGUGCGCGGCGGGUCCUGGUCCGGGUCCGAGCCACACGCCCCAGCGCCGCCCCUGCCUGCGCGGCCUCCGCCUCCGCCCGCGCGCGUUCGGGGCCCGGCCCGGCCCGGCCCGGCAUGGUGCGGCGUCGCGGCCGAUGGCGCUGAGGCGGAGCAUGGGGCGGCCCGGGCUGCUGCUCGGAAUCGGGCUCGGGCUGGCCGCCCUGCUGCUGCGGGAGCCCGGGGCCGCAGGCCUGAAGCUUGUGGGAGCCCCAGCCAAGCUGACUGUGUCCCAGGGGCAACCAGUGAGCCUCAACUGCAGCGUGGAGGGGAUGAAGGAGCCUGAGAUCCAGUGGAUGAAGGAUGGGGCCGCGGUGCAGAACAUGGACCAGAUGUUCAUCUCUAUCAGCGAGAAGCACUGGGUGGCCUUCCUCAGCCUGAAGUCAGUGGAGCGCACAGACGCUGGCCGCUACUGGUGCCAGGUGGAGGAUGAGGAGGAAACCAAGACUUCCCAGCCCGUGUGGCUCACUGUGGAAGGUGUGCCAUUUUUUACUGUGGAGCCCAAAGAUCUGGCAGUGCCUCCCAAUGCCCCUUUCCAGCUAUCUUGUGCGGCCGUGGGUCCCCCUGAGCCUGUCACCAUUAUCUGGUGGAGAGGAAACAUGAGAGUUGGGAAGCCUGUCCCAUCUCCUUCAGUUUUAAAUGUAACAGGUGUGACCCAGAGCACAGUGUUCUCCUGUGAGGCUCACAACGGGAAGGGUCUGGCCUCCUCCCGACCUGCGACUGUUCGCCUUCAAGCGCUGCCCGCAGCCCCUUUCAAUGUUACGGUGACCAAGCUCUCCAGCAACAAUGCUAGCGUGGCCUGGGUACCUGGUGCUGAUGGCCUGUCCCUGCUCCAGUCCUGCACAGUCCAGGUGACACAGGCCCCAGGAGACUGGGAGGUCCUGGCUGUGGUGGUUCCUGUGCCACCCUAUACCUGCUUGCUCCGGGACCUGGCACCUGCCACUAACUACAGCCUCAGGGUGCGCUGUGCCAAUGCCUUGGGGCCUUCUCCAUAUGCUGACUGGGUACCCUUUCGGACCAAGGGUCUGGCCCCAGCCAGCGCUCCCCAGAACCUCCAUGCCAUCCAUACUGACUCUGGCCUCAUCUUGGAGUGGGAAGAAGUGAUCCCCGAAGGCUCUUUGGAUGUCCCCCUGGGGCCCUAUAAGUUGCUCUGGAUUCAAGAUAACGGAACCCAGGGAGAACUCACAGUGGAGGGGACUGUGGCUAACCUGACGGGCUGGGAUCCUCAGAAAGACCUGACUGUUCGUGUGUGCGUGGCCAAUGCUGUGGGCUGUGGGCCCUGGAGUCAGCCCCUGGUGGUCUCUUCCCAUGAGCAUGCGGGCCAGCAGGGCCCUCCUCAUAGCCGUACAUCCUGGGUGCCGGUGGUCCUGGGCGUGCUGACAGCCUUGGUGACAGCUGCUGCCCUGGCCCUCAUCCUACUGCGCAAGAGGCGGAAAGAGACUCGGUUUGGACAAGCCUUUGACAGUGUCAUGGCCCGGGGAGAGCCCGCCGUCCACUUCCGGGCAGCGCGUUCCUUCAAUCGGGAUCGGCCCGAGCGCAUUGAGGCCACCUUGGACAGCCUGGGCAUCAGUGAUGAACUCAAGGAGAAGCUAGAAGAUGUGCUCAUUCCUGAGCAGCAGUUCACCCUGGGCCGGAUGCUGGGCAAAGGAGAGUUUGGUUCUGUGCGGGAGGCCCAGCUGAAGCAGGAAGAUGGCUCCUUCGUGAAAGUGGCUGUAAAGAUGCUGAAAGCUGAUAUCAUUGCCUCGAGUGACAUUGAAGAGUUCCUGCGGGAGGCGGCAUGCAUGAAGGAGUUUGAUCACCCACACGUGGCCAAGCUCGUGGGGGUGAGCCUCCGGAGCAGGGCCAAAGGCCGUCUCCCCAUCCCAAUGGUCAUCCUGCCCUUCAUGAAGCAUGGGGAUCUGCACGCCUUUCUGCUGGCCUCCCGCAUUGGGGAGAACCCUUUUAACCUGCCUCAACAGACACUGGUGCGGUUCAUGGUGGACAUUGCCUGCGGCAUGGAAUAUUUGAGCUCCCGGAACUUCAUCCACAGGGAUCUGGCUGCUCGAAACUGCAUGCUGGCGGAAGACAUGACAGUGUGUGUGGCUGACUUCGGGCUUUCCCGGAAGAUCUACAGUGGAGAUUACUACAGGCAGGGUUGUGCCUCCAAGCUGCCUGUCAAGUGGCUUGCCCUAGAGAGCCUGGCCGACAACAUGUACACAGUACAAAGUGAUGUGUGGGCUUUUGGAGUGACCAUGUGGGAGAUCAUGACUCGUGGGCAGACGCCAUACGCUGGCAUCGAGAAUGCUGAGAUUUACAACUACCUCAUUGGCGGGAACCGCCUCAAACAGCCUCCUGAGUGUAUGGAGGAUGUCUAUGAGCUCAUGUACCAGUGCUGGCAUGCAGACCCUAAGCAGCGCCCGAGUUUCACCUGCCUGCGCAUGGAGUUGGAGAGCAUCCUGGGCCAUUUGUCUGUACUCUCCACCAGCCGGGACCCCUUGUACAUGAAUCUGAAGGGAGCUGACGAGCCUGCUGAGGGAAGCAGUUUGGAGCUGCCCAGUGGAGACCAGGCCAGCGGCGGGGCUGGGGAUGGCAGUGGCCUGGGAGCAGUGGGGGGAACCUCCAAUGACUAUCGCUACAUUCUCAGCCCUGGGGUGCUUGCUGAGCAGCCUGGUCAGGAAGAGCCACCACAGCCCCAAAGUCCCCUCAACGAGGCCCAAAGGCUGCUAAUGUUGCAGCAAGGGCUUCUGCCCCAUAGCAGCUGUUAGCCCACAGUUGGUCUGAAAGCUUCUGGGCCAUGUGGCUGGCUCUGCUAGCCACUGAGCUGGCUAAUGAAGCCCCAUGUGUCCCCAGUCCAGGCAGCAGGUGUGGAGGCUCCUGUGGUAGUCUCCCCAAGCUGUACUGGAUGCCUGGACUGACCAAAUCGUCCAAUCCCAGUUCUUCCUGCAGCCACGCCAGGGCCAGCCUGGCACAGAUUCAGGCCUUGUUUCGGAGAUGGGCCAGGCCUAUUCUCUAAGGCUUGGUUGUGUUUCCAUGGUUCCCAUGGGUUUGAGGAGUUGGGGGAGUGUAGCUACGGCCCCGUGGGGGCCCCUGACUCUCCCAGCUGAGCUGUCCCUACUGCUUCUGUGCAUGCAUAGAGGUGGCAUGUCUCCAGCUUGAUGGUCCAGCUGGGCCCACAGUGAGGGUUGAAAUGGUCAGGUUUGCCCAUCUGCACACUCGAGUUGCCCUUUAUUUCCCCCUUCAGGUGGGAAUGAGUGAAGAUUUGGUAACAGGUCCCAGAUCUGGAGUCAGCAGUUACGCUCAGGUCCAAACCCCUUUCCCAAUGGCCCCAGGCCCUGGUGAGGCACACAGCACAGCUGGCCAGGGACUGCAGGGCAUACCAGGUUGCUGUGACCACCACUUAACAUCUCCUGAUGCCAUGCACUAGGCCUGGCAAGAGGAAGGUGGCUACAGGGCUCACCGAGGAAGGAGCGUGCAGAGGCGUCUCUCCAAGCCCUCCCACAGUCUGUCUCAGCAUGCUACCAACUCCCAAAAUAUCCUCCACUAACAAAGGCAGCUGUGUCUGAGUUCAUCUUCCACGCAGCACCCUCAGCCCAUUUCCCUCUCAUUGCAGACCUUCUUCUGUGCCAGGAAAGAUGGAGCUGGAGUGGGGGGAAGUUACUGGAGCCUGGACCCCAGGCCUGGCUGAGGCACCUUGAAAGUAUGUGGGGCCAGGCUCUUGCUGUUAGGGACAAUUCUGAGUUGUUAGAUACUGUUUAAAAACAGAAAUAAAAUUGAUGACUAAAGACCCAA